Molecule: messenger RNA, 1746 nt
Organism: Huiozyma naganishii CBS 8797
Lineage: Eukaryota; Fungi; Ascomycota; Saccharomycetes; Saccharomycetales; Saccharomycetaceae
Exons: 1
Coding region: 1-1746 (581 amino acids)
Source: RefSeq, a predicted model, not a curated record
AUGGCUACAAAGAUUAUUGAAAGACUUUACAAUACCGAUCCAGAACUAACUUACAAACCGGACCUGGUGAAGUAUGAAACCGUUCAUCUUCCCAAAAUUACAUCAUAUCGUGAGGAACUUGCUUCUAAGUUUCCCCAAGAAACUGUUUUGAAACCUGGACUGCUGGCAGAUAAAGGUAUCGAGAUUCCCCUAGACUUUGAAUCGAGUGUGUUCAAAGAUGGACCCAAACUUGCUAAAGCCAGUGGUUUUUUCACUGACCGGGAACUGGAAAUUCUUGAGUUGAAGGCGAUAGAAAUAAUUGAACGGAUUGCUGCGGGUGAACAAACUGCACUGGAAACUAUUACCGCCUUCAUUAAGCAAGCAGCUAUUGCUCAACAAGUUACAAAUUGUGCAAUGGACUUCUUUCCCGAGGAGGCCUUCGAAAGGGCACGCGAACUGGAUAAAUAUUUUGCAGAAACGGGUAAAACUGUAGGACCUAUGCAUGGGUUGCCCGUAUCCGUCAAAGAACACUACGCAUUUAAGGGGAAAGUUACCAGCUGUGGGUUUGUUUCCAAACUCAAUGACGUCGAAGAAAUAGACGCGUAUAUCACUGACUUGUUCAAAAAAACAGGUGCAGUAUAUUACAUCAGAACCACCCAGCCACAAACAAUUAUGCACUUGGACUCCUUCAACAACAUUAUUGGCCUGUGUCGCAACCCAUACAAUACUGCGUUGUCCCCCGGGGGAUCCUCCUCCGGUGAGGCCGCACUGGUUGGUAUGAGGGGUUCGCCUUUAGGUUGUGGUAGUGAUAUUGGUGGGUCCAUCCGCUGUCCUGCAGCCUUCUGUAAUAUAUGGGGGCUAAAGCCCACAGCUAGAAGACUCUCCUGUCUUGGAUCUCGUUCUCAAUUUACCAAACACUCCAACGAAAUGAUUCUACCCACUUUCGGACCCAUGGCAAACUCGGCAGAUGAUUUAGAACUUUUCAUGAAAGUUUGUUCAGACAGUAAGCCAUGGCUUUACGAUAAUUAUGUUCUUCGUAUGCCAUGGAUCAAAGAUGUCAAGUUCGCGAUUGGUGAUUUGAAGAUAGCAAUUGUGUUGGAUGACGGCGUCGUAAAGCCAAGCCCCCCAAUAUUGCGGGCAUUGCUGCUUGCCAAAAAAGCUCUUGAGAGUGCCGGAGUUGGGAAGAUUAUUGAAUGGGAGAGCUUUAAGACCGUGGAAGCCUUGGAGAUCUGUUACAAUGCCUACACAAAGGAUGGUAAUUUCAAUGCAAGGGCUGUUUUGGGUGCCUCUGGGGAACCUUUGGCUCCCCUAACUGAACAUUAUAUGAGAUUUGGUACCGGUGAUAAAAAACUGUCAAAUCUGGAAAUAAUGGAAUGUGAGAAUAGAAGAGACGUCCUACGUCAAGAAUUCCAACUGAAAAUGAAUGAAAGAGACAUUGAUUUUAUUUUAACCCCAGCGUAUUUUGCUCCGGCAGGGAUUCCACAUAAGAUCAAAUAUUGGGGGUACACCGCAGUGUAUAACAUUCUCGACUUGCCAGGUGUGAGUUUCCCUACGGGCAUAAAGGUUAAUAAAUCUAUCGACAAAAAAGAUGUCAACUAUCAACCAAGGAACGAUAUGGAGGAGUAUGAAUACCCAAUGUAUGAUGAAGAAGUGUAUGAUGGGAUGCCAAUUGGGUUAAUGCUUCAAGGUAGACGCUACCAUGAUGAAGAAACUUUAGCUGCCGCCAAAUUGAUUCAAGAAGUAAUUUCAAAAGCCUCAAGGACUUGA